Messenger RNA from Penicillium taxi, 1863 nucleotides. RefSeq names its product hexokinase family protein. The coding region runs from base 1 to 1863 and encodes 620 amino acids. The record is from RefSeq and is a predicted model, not a curated record. Gene Ontology annotation, molecular function: fructokinase activity; D-glucose binding; ATP binding. NCBI's taxonomy places the organism in Eukaryota, Fungi, Ascomycota, Eurotiomycetes, Eurotiales, Aspergillaceae. Gene Ontology annotation, biological process: glycolytic process; glucose 6-phosphate metabolic process; intracellular glucose homeostasis. The transcript has 2 exons. Gene Ontology annotation, cellular component: mitochondrion; cytosol.
AUGGCUUCAGUCAAGUCAAUAUCGUCUGAAAAAGACGAAGACCGUGACAUUUUGAAUGAUGAUCUAAUUGAGGAAGAGGAGCAGGAGGAUGUUAGCUCGGAGUUGAACUGCUCCCAAAGAGAAUAUCUUGAGUAUAAUCAACGACUAGAUGGGUUUCUAGAGCCCCUGUGUUUGGAUGAGGGGGUGCUGUACACAUUGGCGCGCCGGUUCUCCAGCACAUACCACCACUUGGCCCUUACUUCGGAUCAGCAGUUUUUACCCACACCAGUGACUCAACUCCCCACAGGUCAGGAGACAGGUCGCUAUCUAGCCAUUGAUGUUGGUGGAAGUAAUUUGCGCGUGGCAUUUAUUGAGCUACUGGGUGAGCUGGACUCUGAUGUUCCUUCUACAGAUGCCUUAGACAGGUCACGCGACACUAUUCGCAAGGCCCAACGUCAACGUGUGAAGCGGACUUUGGAGCGAGCAUGGCCGAUCCAAGAACAUUUGAAAAAGGACAAGGCUGAGGAUCUGUUUGCAUGGAUCGGCGACUGCAUUGCAGAGGUGGUGGCAGAAAGUCUAACGUCGGACGCUACCAAGAAAGACAUUCCCCCAGAACUAGAUAUGGGAAUUACAUUCAGUUUUCCCAUUAUGCAAGAAUCUUUGGCAGAAGCUACAUUGAUGCCCAUGGGCAAGGGAUUUGCCAUAACAUCAAAUCUCGAUCUUCGUAACAUCCUGUUGCAUGGCUACGAGAAACACACAAGAAGACCCGAUGACGAAGAUGAGCCUACCACCAAGCGCCGGAAACUAUUUGCUCUACCCAAAUUGAAGAUACAGGCUAUCACGAACGACGCUGUUGCAACACUGGCUUCGCUUGCCUAUUCCGUCAAGUCAUUACCGAACAGCCGAGUCGCCAUGGGAAUUAUCGUUGGAACGGGAUGUAACGCGACAAUACCGAUGAAACUGACCGAUCUCCAUGAAUCUAAGGCUAAAAGUGUCAACUCAAUGGACCCCGGGGCUGUAGAAACCAUUGUCAACACUGAGUGGACCAUCUCAGGGGCUGCGCCACCACUUAGCGAACUCAACAUUAUCACCAUAUGGGACGUCGAGCUAGAUAGAGCAUGUGCACGACCAGGUUUCCAACCAUUUGAAUACAUGAUUGGAGGACGAUACAUCGGCGAACUGAUCCGUCUCAUUCUGUACGACUACCUCACCAAAAUUUCAGGACUAUCCAAGAGGACUCUCCCUGCAAACAUCAUCCAAGAAUACGCCCUGACUACCACCUACAUCUCGGACAAUGUGGCACGAGCCCGAUCAGACCAAGACCUUGCAGAAGAUCUGAACCAAUCUCUUCGGUCACCAGAGAGCAGUGACUGGCAAUGGGAUGCGCGUACAGCUGGUGCAUUCCGCAGAAUCGCACGGACAGUACAAAGGCGAUCGGCUGGACUGAUUGCUGCAGCUGUAAUAGGUCUACUAGCUUGUUGCCAUGAGAUUGAGCUGAAGGAAGACAGCAAAAGUACCACACCCGAAAAUGCAACUUCGCCGCAAAGUAACGGUGAAACCCCUGUCGAAAGUGCAACGGCAGCAGUCCCAGCCGCAGCGUCUCUAUUAGCCCCAAGUGGGAACAACUUCCGUGGUCUUGUUGUCCCUGUUCUGCAGCCAAGCCCGGAGGACUGGCAAUCUGGUCCCGAGGAGCUGGUCGUUGCUUACACGGGGGGUAUCAUUCAACAUUACCCCCAAUUCAAGGAGAUGUGUCAACAACACAUCGACCGCCUGAUCAUGCGCACUGGUCCACAAAGAGGAGGAAAGUCGGUUUUCUUACGAGAGGCCUCAGAUGGUGGUGUUAUUGGAGCAGGCGUUUUGGUCGGCAUGGUUGUUAACAAGUAG